Oryza brachyantha (malo sina) is the source of this 1785-nucleotide messenger RNA. RefSeq names its product caffeoylshikimate esterase-like. Gene Ontology annotation, molecular function: lipase activity. Gene Ontology annotation, cellular component: membrane. NCBI's taxonomy places the organism in Eukaryota, Viridiplantae, Streptophyta, Magnoliopsida, Poales, Poaceae. The transcript has 8 exons. Bases 310 to 1413 code for a protein of 367 amino acids. The record is from RefSeq and is a predicted model, not a curated record.
GGUCCAUGCCGUCGUAGAGAGAGACAGAGCGAGCCAGGUUCCUUGGAAACUGUAUCCAAAUCCAUUAUUAUUAAAACAAAUCAAAAUCGAGACGAAAUCUCGGCGAUUUGCUUGCUUCCUUCUUCUUCUUCUUCUCCUCCCAAAUUCGCCACCUCUCCUCCUCCGACGACGAUCCCUUCCCCGACGCGACGGCGAGCUUCUCUCUCAUUCUCGCGGUGAAAGAGGAGCGGAGAUCCGUCCGGGGCUCUGACUUCUGAGGCGGUUUCGGUUUUUGGGGGGGGGGGGGGGGGGAGCGGCGACCGGGCCCCCAUGCCGCACGUGCAGUCUGCCCCCGCGGCGGGGAUGUCGGCGGCGUCGGCGCCCGCGCCCGCGCCGCGGAGGUGGGAGGGGGUGGACCUGGCGCUGGAGCGGAUGGUGCUCAGGGCGUGCCUCGACCAGGCCCCCGACCGCCGCCGCGUCCGCGAGGCCUUCAAGGACGUGCAGCUCAGCAUCGACCACUGCCUCUUCAAGGGACAGUAUAGCGAUAUUGGAACAAAGGAGUCGUAUGAGAAAAACUCCAGGGGUGUGGAGAUUUUCUCAAAAUGUUGGUAUCCAGAGAAGCAUCGUAUGAAAGCAAUUGUUUGUCUCUGCCAUGGUUAUGGAGAUACCUGUACCUUUUUUCUCGAUGGUAUCGCUAGGAAGAUUGCUUCAGCUGGAUAUAGGGUGUUUGCAUUGGAUUACCCUGGUUUUGGUCUAUCAGAAGGACUUCAUGGAUAUAUACCAAGUUUUGACACUCUUGUUGAUGAUGUUGCAGAACAUUUUACUAAGGUCAAAGAAAAUCCUGAACAUAGAGCUCUUCCAAGCUUUCUGUUUGGUCAAUCUAUGGGUGGCGCAGUUGCGUUGAAGAUUCAUUUUAAGCAACCAAAUGAAUGGGAUGGUGCAAUACUAGUUGCACCCAUGUGCAAGAUUGCAGAUGAUGUGAUUCCACCUUGGCCUGUUCAACAAGUCCUAAUUUUUAUGGCUAGACUUCUUCCAAAAGAGAAGCUUGUUCCACAAAAAGAUUUAGCAGAGUUGGCUUUCAAGGAGAAGAACAAACAGGAGCAGUGUUCUUAUAAUGUGAUUGCCUACAAGGAUAAACCACGACUCAGAACAGCUUUGGAGAUGCUGAACACCACAAAGGAAAUUGAGAGUCGUUUGGAGGAGGUUUCUCUGCCUAUUAUCAUUUUGCAUGGUGAGGGUGACUUGGUUACAGACCCAGCUGUGAGUAAAGAGCUCUAUGAUAAAGCGAAGAGCUCAGACAAGACGCUUCGCCUUUAUAAAGAAGCAUAUCAUGCUAUAUUGGAAGGUGAACCAGACGAGACAAUUUUUCAAGUUCUCGAUGAUAUAAUUUCUUGGCUGGAUCAACGUUCGACAAAGAAAGCUCCAUUGUCAUAAACUGGACAACCGGCAUUGGAAUUUCUUUUCUACUGAUGUAUCUGUCGUUGCCGUUGAUCCUAGAUCCAACAGUUGCAACCUCCAUUUUGGCCCCAGCACUAUCAUGUUCCUUUGCUGAUUGCAAACGUGUCUGUUGCUCAUCAAGCUAUGUACAUAACUGGCCGAUGUGUAUUUAUCCAUCGCAUUUUGUUUAAACUGAGAUAACUAAUUCGUAAUAAGCUCAAAUGUUUUUCUUUCUCAUUAUGUAAUAUAAUUGAGAUUUAAUUGACAUAUGUUGGGUUAGAAUCAGAAGUGGUAUGUACUGUGCGCUGAGAACCAAUUACUCUUGUCCCUCCGUCACAUAAUUUAACAUAUGAUAUGUCUUGAUUAUUG